GUACUUCAGGACCGGGUGGAAAUAAGGGACCAACAGGACCCCCUGGGCCUCCUGGUGCUCCCGGGCCUAGCACACCUGGAUCUGAAGGACCAGGUGGGAAUAAGGGUCCGGGUGAAAGCCCCGGUAAGCAACCAGGCGGUAAUAAGAGUCCGGGCGAAAGCCCCGGUAAGCAACCAGGUACUUCAGGACCGGGUGGAAAUAAGGGACCAACGGGACCACCUGGCCCACCUGGGCCUCCUGGUUAUCCUGGGCCUAGCAACCCUGGAUCUAAAGGACCAGGCGCAAGCCUGGGUCUAAUGGACCAAGCGGUAAUAAGGGUCCGGGCGAAAGCCCCGGUAAGCAACCAGGUACUUCAGGACCGGGUGGAAAUAAGGGACCAACAAGACCUCCUGGGCCUCCUGGUGCUCCAGGGCCUGGCACACCUGGAUCUGAAGGACCAGGAGGAAAUAAGGGUCCAAGUUCAAGCCCCGGUAACACACCAG
This is a messenger RNA of Papilio xuthus (Asian swallowtail), 482 nucleotides long. RefSeq names its product cuticle collagen 40-like. The record is from RefSeq and is a predicted model, not a curated record. The annotation marks the transcript as partial. The transcript is spliced from 3 exons. NCBI's taxonomy places the organism in Eukaryota, Metazoa, Arthropoda, Insecta, Lepidoptera, Papilionidae.